Molecule: messenger RNA, 2811 nt
Organism: Colletotrichum paranaense
Lineage: Eukaryota; Fungi; Ascomycota; Sordariomycetes; Glomerellales; Glomerellaceae
Exons: 1
Coding region: 1-2811 (936 amino acids)
Source: RefSeq, a predicted model, not a curated record
AUGGGGCGAACCUCUAAAUUCACAUUCCCCGUCCCCGGGAGGAAACAGAAACCGCCGUUUGGCCCGAUUGUGUCGGGGCCCAUGUCGAAAGCGCAAAAGAUUCUGGGAACCGCCGAGAUCAAUAUCGACGCUCCGCGACAAUGGGAUUCCGCCUCCAACUCCGGCAUCAGCGUAUGCGUAUCUGAAAGCACGGCGACUUAUAACCCGAGCGAAAGAAGCCGAGGAGUGAUGCGCCAUGAAGAGGAGGGCAGUUACGCAGGGAAUAAUCGCAGUAGGAACAACAACACGAACGCGCAAUGGGAACAGGAGUCCGAGAUCGUGCCGGCUUUCUUGACGAACCGAUUCGCACAGCUGAACACCGAAGGCAGCCAGCGAGAGUUUACGACUGAAACAUCAAGCCUCGCCCGACGUGGUUCAAACUCGACCAUCACUUCGUGGUACGACAAGACGAAGAUGCCGCUUUCGAUAUCGCAGCAGACAUCCUCCUCCGCCAUGGCAAAGGGCCUGCCGCAGAAGGCCAACGCAGUCCUCGAUAUUGAAGGCCAAUCAUCGACCAAUGUGCCAGCACCGUUGAACCUGAAAGCCAAGAAGAGGCCGAGUCGACUAGAUCUUGGGCCAUUGUUGUCUCGGGCUAAGCACAAUAGCUUCAAGGGCAAAUCCGACCCUCAGCGAACGAGCUCCGUACAUGGACACGAAUACACCAACCGAUCGCCCUCGCUCGCCUCGGUCACCUCACCCAAGAGCACACCACCGCCGAUCCAGCAAAGAAUCGAGAGGAAAUUAACGAGGAAGAGCACGUACGACAGCCUGAACUCGACCGGAAGCCGGCCGAGAACAGGUUCCAGCAGCCGCAGAGGCGCCAACGACAUCAGCACAUUGCCCAACCUAUAUGAGCAUUACGAGCAAAUGUCCUUUGACUCAGUCCUGGGACAUGAUGGUCCUUUGGCUGCUGCAUCUACUCACUCUCUGAAUAGUGUCGCUCACACACCACUUAGAUCGCCGUCUACCACAGACCACCAAAGGAGGAACUUCUCGAGGCCUCCUCUGAGACAAGAUGGGACGACGUCAACAUACCAACCUCAAUUCGGACCGUUACCAGAGUCUACUGCCGCAUCACCUGGCCACCAACAGACGCUGCCCGAUCGCGAUUGCGCAUCAAGCGUUUCAAGUCGCUACACCAAGACGUCAAAAGCCUCCAAACGAACAAGUCAGAGUCUGAACGGUUCUGAUCUGAUGGAGAAGAGUGUUUUGUCGCUGUCCUCAGACUCGGAAGAUGAUUUCUUCCCCGACUCCGUCUCGAAGUUCACCGGGGGCUCUCGCAGCAGUGAUGCGGGAAGUUUGGCUCCUUCAUCGCUAAGAUCGACACACUCUCGAGAUGCCCCGUCAUUGGGACAAGGCUCAAGGAAGUCUGUCAAACACGCCAGCUUUGCCCCGACCAAUACAUAUCUCACCAUCCCUAGCAAAUCGCCGCCCAGCAAACCACCUAGCGUCAACGCGCGCAUGAGUUCGUUACCUUCAACUACAUAUCGGCCCCCGCCGGCUGCGUCAAACCGGUCAUCACAAUAUUCGACCAUGUCGACAUCAACCACUGACUCGCUCAAUAACUCUCUGAACAACUCUUUGAACAGCUCUCUGAAUAACCGACAAAGUCGCGCGAGUUACGGUGUUCAGGAGGCGCGCGUAAUUGCGGUGCUUCCUCCACAAGAAUCACACACCAUCCCGGAUCGUAUGAUGAGCAACCCACCCCAGCGCAUGCUGUCCACAAAGUCUUCCUCUGUCCAUUCGGUCGACCAGCCAACGCCGCCCAUGAGCCCGACAUCAGUAGAGUCCUUUAUGAGUUCCGGCGGUGGCGCCGCCGCGGACGCCAACAACACUGCAGACUCUCGCUUCAUGGCCGUAACCCGACAGGAAGAGAUGCUGCUCGCGGCUCUCCGGAUGAAGCGCGCUCGCAUGCGCGAAUCGAUCCUGGCCGAAUACGAAGACGAGUCGAGAAGUUCUUCCUCCUUCCAUCAGCGCAACUCGUCGCAGGGCACCAUCACCGAGAUGGACUGGCCCGAACCCCCGCAGACCCUGCGUCAUCAGACAUCAGCAACCUCGAACAGCACCAUCAAGGCCGGAUCGCGCGCCUCUGACAGUCGUCCGGCAUCUUUAGUCAGAGGCCGGAGCCAUCAACGCAGCAACUCCCGCCACCUUGACUUUCCCGCGCCCUCGUCGCAGCCGGUAUCCGGCGCAUCCUCGAGGACGGGCAGCAUGCGCAAGAUGAGACCGGUCCAAGAGAUGACACAGUCGAGCGAGUCGCCCAAGCAGGAGCGGAUUCUGCUGUAUUUGGACAGGCCGGUGGGCAACGUCAACUCAAUGGACUUUGCGGAGCCAAGCCCGGAUCUGAGCGACUUCAUGGACUUUGACAAUGUCAGCGAGGAAGACGAGGAGUUCACGAGCGGCAUGUCCAUGUUCCGGAACAGGGACCACCACCGCUUCACCAUGGGCGCCGUGGGCAACAAGAGCCGGGGACGGAUGCUCAUGACGGGCGAGAGGGUCCGCCACGAGUCUUCGCCGCUAAGACCGAGGGGCGACGACGACGACGAUUUCGGAAGCCGGAGCGCGAGCACGAAGAGGGCGCCGGCUACCGAGAUUGUCGAGAGCGACAGCGACGUCGAGCCGAUGUUUGGGAUCCCGAGGCCAGAUUCGCCCGUGUCGCCUGAGGGGACCCUGGGCCUUCCUCACCAAGGGCUGUCAACGAAGAAAGCUGUUCGGCUCAGCGCGGUCGGCAACGCGGGGGUUGAAGCCGGCUGGUGGGGUGACGACGGUUGA